AAUAAUAAAAUAAUAUAUAUCUAAUUAUAAAAUAAUAAUUUUCUAGAUCUAAUAUUGUAUUCUACAGACGUACAGUGAAAAAAACAUCUUUGAGUUUGAGAGUAAUUUGUUGCAAUCACAACAAAUAACAAUGGCAGACGGUCAAGCUAAUCAAGACAAGAACAGUUGGGAAAGUUGGCUUGGAGGAUGGGUGCAAGCAGCAAAAGAAAAGUCCAGUACAGCCUUAGAGUUUGUCAAGAAGGAUUUAGCAGAGUUCACAUGCACAAUGCAAAAAGAAACAGAGAAGGCAGUAGAGAAAACAAUUGAAACUCUUAAUAAAGAGAAAACAACUCAAGCUACAAACAAGGUCAAGGCUGGCUUUUCAUCCUUUCUGGACAACAUUUCUAAGGUACUGGUCAUCCCCCCAGAUGAUGAUUAUGUGCCAAUGAAGGUAGCUGCUGAUGGAAGCGGCCUCUAUGACAGAGGAAAGGCCAGGCUACAUGCCAUCCAACUUGAUGCUGGGACCUAUAUGGACCCACCAAAAGGUCCUCCUGAACAGUACAACAUGUGGCUGGAGAGUUUUGACAUGGACAAACACAAAGGAGAAAUUUCUGAACUGUUAGUGUCCAAAGUAGAAGUCAGAGCUCUUUACACAAGAAUGGUGCCUGGUGAAGUGUCACAUGCAGAGUUUUGGCAAAGAUAUUUCUAUAGGGUCCACCAGCUGGAGUGUGAUGAAGCCAGGAAACAAGCCUUGAUGAAGAGAGCUGAACAAGCCAGGGGAGACUCUCUUGGGUGGGAUGAUGAAGAAGACUGGAGUGGUGCUGAAGAAGAAGAUCCUCACAGUGAUCGAGAAAAAGUGUCACGGCAACCCCAGCUUUCUCACAGUGGCCAGAAAAUAACAGUGAUAAAACCUGAGCCACCUCAAAGAGCGGAUGAAUAUGAACCUGAACCUCAGAAAAAAACUGAACUUGUUACACAGAUUGAUCCUCAAAAACAGACUGAGCCUCAAACAGAAAGUGAACCUCAAACACGCAGCACUGAAAUUACUACAGUGGACCAAAAAGAACAUUUACUUUUAACAGAAGUAAAAGAUCUGUUACCUGAUAAACUUUCAGAGAGUGUGAACAAUGCUACACCAACUGAAGAUGCUGCAAAAGUUGGUGAUGAACCUGAGGAAGCUUACUUUGCAGAGCCUCUGGACAGCCAUGCAGUGGAUGUACCAUUACGUCAAACUGUAGAAGUUUCUGAUGACCUGACUCACCUCUCUCAGCUCAACAAUCCUCCACUGACCAACUUGUGGAGUCUACAUAUUCCUGAAGAUGUUCCAAAAGCUGACUUUGUAGACACAGGCAGCAAGCCUUCUUUCGUUCUUGAUGACCAAACCACUCUAGUUUCCAAAGUUACUGAACAAGAGACAGUAAAAGAUUCUAGUGGAGUCACUACCAAUGAAAGUUCAACUUGUCUUGCUGACAAACCCAGUGUUCCCAAUCUUGUUUUAAACGUAGAAACUUUAGUGAGCGCUAAGCAGACCACUCAAAAACUUGAAGCUGAUGAGUCAUUGACUCAGGUUUGUGUUUCUCCAGAUUCAACCUCACCUUUCGAAUCAGUUCCAGUGCCCGACCCAAGUGCCUGCCUCGAACCCAAAAUGACACAAGCUAAAGUGGAUUCUUCAGAGUCAUCAGAAGAGACAAGUGAAAGCUCUCUAGAACAUGUAACUCUAGAAGGCAACUCUGAUAAUAACACAUGUCAUAGUGAUUGCCCACAAGAUCAGGAUGUCAAUGACAUUAAUAUAAGUGUGAAGGGAGACAUGGUGUUGGUAGGGGAACGAAUCAGUCCACUCUCUGACAACAGUGAAACAAAAGAAAGUAGUUAUUAUUUAUCUUUGUCUGCCACUAAACCUGAAUAUUUGUGCCUGGUUCCAGAACUGGGCCAAGAAGAUGACUGGGAGCAAGACUUUGACAUUGAAAUAACAGAGGAUGACCUUAAGGCUGCUGACAGUAUUGCCAAGAAAUUGAGUGAAAAUCUUAAUAUGGAUGCUGAUGAUUGGGAGAAUUGGGAAUGAACCAGUGAUUACAGUGUGACAGUGAUGUCUUUUGAAUGGGAAUAAUCGAAAGAAACUUUCAACAAGUCAUCAUUCUACAUGGGCCCACUAGUACAGUGCACAUCUCAUCCACAGCCACUUCAGGACAUGUCUGACCUUUUAGCUAUUCUUGUCAAAUGGUUUUAUUACAACAUGCCACUUUCUACCUUGUUCAGAAAAAAAAGCUCUAUUUAAGCAGACUCUGCUUUUAAACAAGGGAAGUAAAAAGUCAUUUUUUGUCUGUAAUGUCUUGUGAAAACUGCUUUAGUGAAUGGGUGUAGAGUGAUGCUGUGAUUUGUGUACUCUUUUUGUCCUAGCAGUUUCAAUGACAUGAUUUAAAAAAAAAAUGGAAUACAGAAUUUAAAACUUUGCACGCUAUUUUAAUGCGGAUCUUAUUGCUGGAUCUUCCAUGUAGAAAUAUUUCAUCCCUUUAUGUUAAAUAAUAGAUGCAUUUGACAUAAUUUUUUAGUCUAUGAACAUUGUUUAAUGAAAAUUAGCUAAUCAACUUCUAAUUUUUUAUUAUUUGUAUUUAUAUGUUAGGCUACUUUUGUUACUAUUAACUGACUACACUAUAGGGAUCUAGCUAACCAACAUUUUGUUGAUACUGUUGAAAUGCCUAUUAAAACACUUAAACUGUCUAGAAAAGAUACUAAAGAGGGAUAUCAUAACUGUUGUUAAAUUACCAAGAAAAAAAAAUGUCUAAAAGAUUUAGGCUAUAGUAAAUUGAUAUACAUCAAUAGUAAGAAUUCUAAGAUGUGAGUGGGGUAUAUUGUUAAUAUUUUGUCUAUUUAUUUAUCUUCUCAACAAAUAAAACAAAAACUUGUUCAAAUUUACUUGUCCUGCCUUUGAAUGGCCAGGUCUUUUGGUAUGCACUCUCAUCUCAAUGGUCCUGUGUUCAAAGCCUUUCUGCUGCCAUGAUGGAUUUUAGGCUGGGAUGUAAUAAUCUUUCUGAACGAACUUGGGAAACAUGUAAAACUUACAUGUAAAGCUUAGCUUGUGCCUUUUAACUACUUUUUACAAUUUCUCUUAUCAGCUAGCGAAAUCGUAGGAACCCGGUGGGCAUAGUUCUUGAAAACAAUUUUCCUACUAAUUUGACGAUGUAUAUCUUUGGGAAAAGAAUUACUAGCUAAUUGGCCACACUGGGAAAACUUACAUUUGAUAGCUAUAAUUUUAAAAAAUAAUUUUCUAAAAUUUAGUCUAGACAAUCUUUAUAUUGAAAUAUUGAACAGAUAUAUGCCAGCGGGUAUUCCUGCAUGUAGACCCUAUUAAAGAGUUUAAUAAAUAAAUAGACCUUCAGGAAAAUGUUUUCUGGAUCUAUAGGCCUAUUGUCAGAAUUUUAUGAUACAGUAGAUGUGUAUAUUCACUUAGCCAGGAUUUUUUUCGUGGGGGCGGUGGCAUUGGGGCAGAGUAAAAAAUGGUCCAUUUUGUUUUAAAAUCUAUCAUUCAUUAGUUAUUAAGAGUAAAAUAAUCAUUCUUAUGAUAAUUCAUCAGCUUCAUAACGGAGGAAUCACUUUUUUUUUGUUUCGUUUUCAAAUUGAAGUUUGUUCAAGUAAUAUUUUUUAUUGGCUGUGAUGUAUUAUAUUUUUUUUAAGAAAAGGCAAGACGUCUAGAUCUAUUCUUGUUCUAAGUGUCACUCAAUAAUUUUUUUUUUUUUUUAUUAAUGCCAUUGUUAAUUACUUCCUAGCAGUAAUGAAAACCCAGAAGCUUUCUAUUUCCAUUUCUUUUUCAUUCAUCUCCUUUUUACUCCUUGCAAUUACUUCUCAUGAUGCAAUUAGCUUAUGCUAUUAUGCUAAUGACAUAUUAUCUUAGUACAAUUAUUGUAGUGCAUUAUUUUUUCUCUUGCCUAAUAUGAAGACAGUCUAGAGUUUAUCCCUUUUGCAGGUCAGUGUUAAUGUAAUUUAUAUUUAGUCAAACUUAAGCUUAUCAAAAGAUUUUUCAGUUAUUCCUCUUGAUAAAUUGUUUUUUAGUGUAUGAUCUUAAAUAAUGAUAAUUGUUUACAACUGCAGAUUCCAUCUCGGAAUUUAUACUAAGAACUUGGGAGAUUAUGUUUGUUUUUAUAUCGAGUCCUGUGAAAUUAAAAAAAAAAAUUCUAAGUGCAUUUGAAGAUGUACAUAAUGUUGUUGUCAUGUAUUGGGAUGUUAUUAAAUUUAUCUGCCUAACAAA
This is a messenger RNA of Biomphalaria glabrata, 4222 nucleotides long. RefSeq names its product BSD domain-containing protein 1-like. The record is from RefSeq and is a predicted model, not a curated record. Gene Ontology annotation, cellular component: cytoplasm. Lineage: Eukaryota; Metazoa; Mollusca; Gastropoda; Planorbidae. The transcript has 9 exons. Bases 131 to 2041 code for a protein of 636 amino acids.